AUGGGGCAGGAGACCGAGGAGGCGUACGUGACGUUUUUGUUCGCGUACGUGGGCGUGAUAUUCGUUUUGGGGGUCGUCUUGGGGGUGAGCGCGUUCGGGAAGAUGCCGGAGGCGGUGGACGGGUUCGUGAGCGAGCGGCUGUAUCCGUUCUUCACGCCCUUCGUGGGGGGGUUUUUGGCGUUCUCGAGCGCGUACGGGGUGAUCAAGACGCGGGACGAUCCGAACGGGGGGUGA
Ostreococcus lucimarinus CCE9901 is the source of this 234-nucleotide messenger RNA. RefSeq lists its product with no specific name. The coding region runs from base 1 to 234 and encodes 77 amino acids. The transcript has a single exon. Lineage: Eukaryota; Viridiplantae; Chlorophyta; Mamiellophyceae; Mamiellales; Bathycoccaceae. The record is from RefSeq and is a predicted model, not a curated record.